GCCUCUUCCGUCUCUGUCCAUCUCAGUUCUCCACUUCUCCCUGCUCCAUAUCACUACUACCGUCGCAACCUCACCUUGACGAUCGCCGACCGAUGACACUCUUCGAGGUGCCGACACAGUGACAUAACGACCGCCACCACCGUCGAAUCAAGUUUAUCUUCUUGCUCCCUUUAUAGUUUCCGAAGGUACAAAUAUAUCUCCAAGUUAUGUACCUUCAGGUCUUGCUUAGUAUUGGUGUAUCUCUCUUUUAGGGAUUUUCCAUUUUCUACACUUUGAAUUAAAUGAAUUCCUUAAUCUCAUAUUCCAUUUUCUUAUUGCCUUUUACAGUUUGUUUUAUGUUUGUUCAUAUUUUGAUGUUGAUGUUGCUAAGUUGCUCUGAGUUUGGUUUGGUUGCAUUCAACCCUAGAAACUACUUAAAAGUGAAAUGGUUAUCCGAAUUGCACAAAGUUCCCUAUCAGAGAAUGAUGACCUCUUCGGAAAAGAGGAGCUGGGUUGAUUGUGAGACACUUGUUGGUGUUUUUGCUGAUCGAGACAUUGAAGUAGGAGAGCCAUUGACAUAUGAUUACAGAGUUUUGCUAUGCAUUUCUUGAUUAAAUUUUCUAGUUAUAAGGCAUUGGAAAAGCAAAUGGUGGAACUAGGAGUAUAACUAG
This is a messenger RNA of Ipomoea nil (Japanese morning glory), 650 nucleotides long. RefSeq lists its product as uncharacterized. The record is from RefSeq and is a predicted model, not a curated record. The transcript has 3 exons. Bases 282 to 590 code for a protein of 102 amino acids. NCBI's taxonomy places the organism in Eukaryota, Viridiplantae, Streptophyta, Magnoliopsida, Solanales, Convolvulaceae.